Molecule: messenger RNA, 2594 nt
Organism: Scleropages formosus (Asian bonytongue)
Lineage: Eukaryota; Metazoa; Chordata; Actinopteri; Osteoglossiformes; Osteoglossidae
Gene: rpn2
Product: ribophorin II
Exons: 17
Coding region: 75-1967 (630 amino acids)
Biological process (GO): protein N-linked glycosylation
Cellular component (GO): oligosaccharyltransferase complex; membrane
Source: RefSeq, a predicted model, not a curated record
UUCGCGUCUAAAGUGGGACGAGCCGUGUGACCCGGAAGUACACCGAACGCUUCGCUGUCGGUCCGAUAGAUGACAUGGCGCUGCGCGGUCUGCAUUGUGUAGUUCUCCUCGCUUUGGCGCUGGGCGCCCAGGCCUUGACCCCAUCCCAUCACCUGUCCCCUGCGGACCUGGACAGACUCAAAGCCUUCCUGAACCAGCCCUUUACAGACCUGGAGUCGGCGUACUACUCCAUUGUGGGCCUGAGCAAACUGGGCAUCGCCGUGUCCGACGAGCACGCUGCAUGUCAGUUUCUGAAGUCCCAGCUAGACCCAUCCAACAUUGACUCGCUCUUCUUUGCUUCUGAAGCCAGCCAAGCGCUUUCAGGAUGUCAGAUCCCCCUGUCCAAUGAGACCCGUGACCUCCUCCUUGCGGCCGUGAGUGAAGACUCCACCAUGUCGCAGAUCCAUCGCUCCGUGAGCACGCUGAGCUCUCUGGGACUUCCUGUGGCCUCACAGGAGGUGGUCAGCGCCCUCACCACACGCAUCACCAAAGAAGACAAUGUUUUGGCGAUAAUCCUGGCCCUGCAAACAGCUUCUCGUCUGUCCCAGCAGGCUGAGCUGGGUGGAAUCCUGGAGGAAAUUGAGGACCUGGCUGCCAGGCUGGAUGAUCUUGGUGGCAUUUACCUUCAGUUUGAGGAGGGCCUGGAGGCCACAGCUCACUUUGUGACAGCAGCCUAUGCCCUGUCUGAUCAUGUGGACAUAGAACCACCUCUGAAAGAGGAUCAGGUUGUCCAGCUUGUGAACUCUGUCUUCAGUAAGAAGUCCUGGGACUCCCUGUCCGAGGCCUUCAGCGUGGCCAGUGCUGCCGCCGCAUUCUCUGGCAACCGCUUCCACAUCCCAGUGGUGGUCACUUCCCAGGGUCCAGCUGCUGUGUCCCACCGCCAGCCUAUGCUACAGCUUCAGGUCACCGACAUCCUCUCCCAGCCCCUGCCCUCCAUCAGCGUGCAGGUGGAGUCUGCGCACGCUGUUGCUUCCAAAAGUGUUGUCCUCAGUCAGGCGCCCUUCACACUCAGAGAUGGGAUCUUUGAACUGAACUUCAUGGACAGCCAGCCAGCCAGCGGUUAUUACCAAUUCGCUGUAGCGGUUACUGGAGACAGCCGCUUGGUGGCCAACCAUGUGGAGAUGAAAGUGAAGGUUUCCACUGAGGUAGCCAUCAAUAACAUGGAUCUGUCUGUGGUGGACAAGGACCAGAGCAUUGGCACCAAAACGACAAGGGUGGAGUAUCCCUCCAAAGCCAAGACCUCGUUCACUGCAGACAGCCACCAGAACUUUGCCAUGUCCUUCCAGCUGGUGGAUGUAAACACUGGGGUGGAGCUGACACCUCACCAGACGUUUGUUAGGCUUCAUAACCAGAAAACCGGUCAGGAGGUCGUAUUUGUGGCUGAGCCAGACAGUAAGAACGUGUACAAGUUUGAGUUGGACACGGCUGAGCGGAAGUCCGAGUUCGACUCUAUCUCUGGCACAUACGCACUCUACCUCAUUGUGGGCGAUGCUACGCUGGAGAACCCCAUUCUCUGGAAUGUGGCUGAUGUUGUACUGAAGUUCCUGGAUGAGGAAAUCCCUUCUGUGAUCCAGCCAAAAAACCUUUACGUGCCCAAACCAGAGAUCAAGCAUCUCUUCCGGGACCCAGAGAAGAAACCCCCAACUGUGGUUUCCAACACUUUCACUGCCCUGGUCCUCUCCCCACUGCUGCUCCUGUUCAUCUUAUGGAUCAAACUUGGUGCAAAUAUCUCAAAUUUUAGCUUCACUCCAAGCUGCAUCCUCUUUCAUCUGGGUCAUGCAGCUAUGCUGGGCCUCAUGUACGUGUAUUGGACCCAGCUGAACAUGUUCCAGACCCUCAAGUACCUGGCCAUCAUUGGCAGCCUCACCUUCCUGGCAGGAAACCGCAUGUUGGCCCAGAAAGCUGUCAAAAGACUUGCAAGUAAAUGACCACCGAAAAUAUAAUGGAAGGAUGGAUGAAAGCAUUUUUUUUUGUUAGUUUUGAACAAUGGGGAUAGGGCUUUCUGGCAGUUUCUGUGGCAUGUGAAGUGUUUGGAAUGCAUUUCUAAGUCAGACCUUUAUUCAGAACGAUCAGUGACUUAAAUUGCUGAGGUUUCAUUUCACUUUAUGAUAGGUGUCCAAAUACAGUAACGGGUCAUGUCAUGAGGCAUUCAGUUCCAAAUGUCUUAUGCAUUAGCUUUGGUUGAGGAGGGGGGGAGACUGAUAGACUUUUGAUCUGUUAAGAUCACUUAUGACGUGCUUUUUUUUUUUUUUUUUUUUCCCCCCCUUGUAUAAAUGUAAACUUUACAGUGGGCAGCUUUUUUGUAUUAAGAUAAAAGAUUAGGGAAGCUGUAAUUUUUCUACUUAUUUUUACAUUCCUGUUGCGUAAAUUGCUGGUGCCCACUCUGCAUGCUGCAACAGAACUGCAAUGCCCAUGCAAUUUCAUCACACGCCAAUAAUGGGCUCAUAUUUGAAGACGUGUCUGUAUCGUGCCCUUCAGCCCCCCAACCAAAAAAGAGCCCAGCUCAAGAUCGUAAACGUAAUAUGAAUGAGAGGGUUUUUUUGUGAUUGAAGAAA